This is a messenger RNA of Meloidogyne enterolobii, 587 nucleotides long. The record is from the annotation of a GenBank genome assembly. NCBI's taxonomy places the organism in Eukaryota, Metazoa, Nematoda, Chromadorea, Rhabditida, Meloidogynidae.
UUCCAGUUUACAGGAAUCGAAAAGGCCUUUUAAGAUUAUUUAUAACCCUCCGUUUAAAUUCUUUAAUGUUUUUUGGCUCAUAUAUUCUUUUAUUUUACUCAAUUUUUCAACAAUUAUCAGCUACAGGAUUAGUCGAUUUACUUGUAAUUUCGACCCAGUUAGGAUUGGCAAUGUUUGCUACUUUAGUGAAUUUUUUGGUUAAAAGAGAAUUAACUCGUAUUGUUGGUGUAAUCUCUGUUGAUAAAGAAUCUAAAACAAUUUACAGAAUUGGACAUUUUUCAAAGUUUGGAUUUCGCCAAAAUGAGUAUGCUCGUUUGGGGGAUAUGAAGGAUUUAACAGACAGUAAUUCUACUGGAGUGGCUGGUUAUUCUAAAUUGAUAUGGACUUUUAGACCAAAAAAGGAAUUUCUCCUAAUUCCAAUUUUUGGAUGUGAAAUUGUAGACAAAGAAGCAGCUGAAUUAUUCCUAGGGAAUCUGGAACACUUUAAAUCUUUGCCGGAGACAGAGACAACACCAGAAAUUACUAAAAUAUCAAUUGAAGCAGAAAAUAUAAAACGUUUAGAUGUUCCAAAAGUCAAAGAAGAUUAG